AUGGUGCUAGAUGUAAUUGUGUUCAAUAAAUCAAGCGGAGAUCAGAAUCACGUUUGCGUGGAUGAUUUAGCCGCAGUAUUUUUCGAUACUUUCCUCGCCGUCAUAUCACCUAGUCAACAUUUUCAACACUUUUAUUAUGAAGAUGAGGACGGUGAUCUUAUAGCUGUCAGAACAAACGAAGAGCUCGCAGCUAUGUUAUCUUUCUCGCAAUACCACCCUUUAAAAAUUCAUUUAAUUUCGAAUGACGAGCCAUUGGAAAGUAAUUUACCGAGCAUCGUGCCGCAUAUGUUAAAACGUCUUUGCCCGAUCGGAUCUGGUUAUUCAAGCACUGUUUAUAAAGCAUUAGACAUGGAACAUGAUCGGAUUGUGGCAUUGAAAUGUAUUGCUUUGGAUGUUUGCAGUGAGCAUCGUAUUGUUGCUCGUGAGGUGCAACUUCUUAGGAAGUACUCUUGCAGUCCAUAUGUCGUGAAUUUCAUGUCUGCAGUACUAAUUGAUAGUGAACUGUGUUUGUGCAUGGAAUUUAUGGAUGGCGGCUCAUUAGAAAGUUAUGAGAAGUUACCUGUAUUAGUAUUGGUUCCUGUAACUGUGUCCAUUAUUUGUGGACUUCACUAUCUCUGGAUUCAUAAUGUGAUGCACAGGGAUAUAAAGCCAAGUAAUAUAUUAGUUAACACCCGUGGUGAUGUCAAAAUAUCGGAUUUUGGACUUUCAAGACAACUCGAAAAAUCUUUUGCUUGCAGUUAUGUCGGCACCAGUUUAUAUAUGGCUCCAGAACGUAUACGAGGGGAUCCUUAUGGAAUCUGUUCAGAUAUUUGGAGUUUUGGUUUGACAAUUUGUGAAUUGGCAACUGGAACAUUUCCAUUAGCUGUAAAUACUCAGGACAAAAAUAUUUCAUCUAAUUUUUUGUACGAUGAAUUAAAUAUUAUGGAUUCCAUUGGUAGUGAAGACCUUCCAGUUGAUCUUGUCAAUGUUUUGAAAAACUGUGUGAUCGUGAAAGCAGCAAAACGAUGGAAACAUGAAGACCUUAUUAGCUGCCCAUUUAUUAUGUUAAAUGUUCCUGUAGAUUUACGCCCUGUAGCACAAUUUGUUUGUGCAGCUUUUUGA
Thelazia callipaeda (thelaziosis nematode) is the source of this 1101-nucleotide messenger RNA. The record is from the annotation of a GenBank genome assembly. NCBI's taxonomy places the organism in Eukaryota, Metazoa, Nematoda, Chromadorea, Rhabditida, Thelaziidae.